Molecule: messenger RNA, 816 nt
Organism: Botrytis deweyae
Lineage: Eukaryota; Fungi; Ascomycota; Leotiomycetes; Helotiales; Sclerotiniaceae
Exons: 1
Coding region: 1-816 (271 amino acids)
Biological process (GO): regulation of translational fidelity; tRNA aminoacylation
Molecular function (GO): ATP binding; Ser-tRNA(Ala) deacylase activity; aminoacyl-tRNA ligase activity
Source: RefSeq, a predicted model, not a curated record
AUGACCGAACGCACCCAUCUAGCUUUUCAUCAUGACUCACAUCUGUCUACCCUCCAAACCACCAUCACAUCCAUAAGUCCUUUCCUGACGCUUUCCGAGGAAAACAGAUUACUUUUCAAAGAUGGCAAGGACGACUCAUACGUCAUCAUAACCCAAUCUACCAUUUUCCACCCCCAAGGCGGUGGUCAACCAUCCGAUGAAGGCAUUAUGGAGAACGAAGAAGGAAGCAAAUUCAGCGUCCAAAUGGUACGUAUAAGCGCCACCACCGACGGAGAAGUUCUCCACUUCGGUUCAUUCACCACUCCAGCUCCCACUCAAUUUCUCCCGGGUCAAGAAAUCACCCAGAAAAUCGACCUGGAAAAACGUCUCUUGUACUCUCGUUACCAUACCGCCGGCCAUGUUCUCGGAUCUGCAGUUCGUCAUCUCGUUUCCUCUUCUGUUCCCAAUUUCGACGAAACGAAAGCUUCGCAUUUCCCCUCUUCCGCUGCGUGUGAGUUUGCCGGCCUCAUAGAAAGUACCUGGAAAACACCCAUCCAGCAAAAACUCGACGAGUAUAUCGAGGCGGAUAUGCCCGUUGAGAUUCACUGGUGGGAUGAGACAGAUUUCAUCGCAAACGGAAUGGAGAGAUUGAUGCCCGAUCGAGCAGCUAUGGGAAUGACGAAGGAGGAGAAGUUCAGAGUGGUGAAAAUCGUGGGCGCAGAAACUUAUCCUUGUGGUGGCACACAUGUGGAUAGUACGAACCAGUGUGGAAAGACGACUGUGAAGAAGAUUGCGAGAUCGAAGGGGACGAGUAGAGUCGGAUAUACGCUUGGUUGA